Molecule: messenger RNA, 1808 nt
Organism: Camellia sinensis
Lineage: Eukaryota; Viridiplantae; Streptophyta; Magnoliopsida; Ericales; Theaceae
Product: ubiquitin-conjugating enzyme E2 27-like
Molecular function (GO): protein binding
Source: RefSeq, a predicted model, not a curated record
UCUGUGUAUACAUUACCUGUUAUCAGCAGUCAAAGUGGAGCGAUAUGCUUGGACAUCCUGAAGGACCAAUGGAGCCCUGCAUUCACUCUAAAGACAGCACUGCUUUCAGUACAAGCAUUACUUUCUGCCCCUGAACCCGAUGAUCCCCAAGAUGCUGUAGUAGCACAACAGUAUCUCAGGGACUACCAGACCUUUGCAGCCACAGCUCGGUACUGGACAGAAACUUUUGCUAGAACAUCAGCUCUUGGAGUUGAGGGGAAGGUGCAAAAACUGGUGGAGAUGGGCUUCCCUGAAGCUUUGGUUCGGAGUACGCUGGAGAGUGUUGGUGGUGACGAGAACAUGGCCCUUGAAAAGCUUUGCUCUGGCUAGAACUCAAAGCAGACGACAUUUUACUUUUUUUUUUUGUUGUUGUGGAAAUUCCUGUGCCAUCGCAAGAGGUUGAAAACUAGUUUUACAAACACAAAUGGAUUUGUCAGAAUAUCAGCUUUUCACUUAUAGUCUAGGUUUUCUAUCUUUCGAUCAUUCGUCUUUUGUUUCAGAGUGUUCAUCCUUCAUGAAUAGUAUAUUUCAAUGUCAAUGCAUCAAUAUCGCUAUUAGCUAAUUGCAAUCAGCUUGUGAAAUUUGAAAAUAUUGAUCAGAAGUUAUUUUGGGUCUGUGGAAUUAAUCAUUUUUUUUUUUUUUGGGCUGGACAACUAUAUGCAUUAUGUUAGAAUUUACCAUCAACUACCACCUCACCUACUCCACUAAACCUAACCCACUACACCACUACCACCUCACCUACUCCACUAAACCUAACCCACUACACCACUACCACCUCACCUACUCCACUAAACCUAACCCACUAAUUAUGAGAGGGGUAGAAAUUUCUGAACUUAUUAUUUUGCAGUUACUUUUGUUUUGAGUCUAAUUCCAGGCUGGACACGACAAAUGAGAAUUUGCCGAAGAAGAGGUUGGCAACAUCAACAUCCCCCAUGGGGCAUUGAGGCGGCAACCGGGCCACAACAGCUGUGAUUAUAGGUGUGGCUGUUGCUUUUUAUGUCAUGGUCGGCCUAGGACUUUGACAUCAUUUGAUUGAACUGAGUUCACUAUGUUGACGGUGCUUCUAGUGCAGCCCGUUUCUGGAUGGAGAUGAUUUUCUUUCUCAUAUUUUUAGGGUCUUAAGUUGAGCUUAUAUUGCUUCAUCUAGGUCUUUGCCCCCAUUGUUACUGCCCCUGCCGCAUCCUAGUACUGGCAAGUAGAGAUUUUGAUUUGAGUGAAUGUUGAGACCUAGUGAAUCUACUAAUAUUACCAUUCAGCUGUGGUAUUAGUAUAUGAGCUUUUUUAUGUAGUCGGUUCGUUUGAAAAGUGACUUUUUGGCUAAAACAUUAGGUGAAAAAACACUUAAAAAAACUGAAGUGUUUUGGAAUUAUUUUUUGACUUUUUAUGAAAAAAUAUGCUAAAAAAGUAGAGAAAAUUGUAAUAAAUCUUUGUCUUUGUUGUAUGAUUUUUGUUUUUUUUUAAUGGCUUUUUGACAUUUUGCCAGAUGAAGCUCAAUGGUAUUCAGAUUGAAGCAGUAAGCUCUAGCUCAGAUGGCCGUAGCAGUGGUAGCUACAGUUACUGCCAUGAGUUAAUGUUUUUGGUUUCAGAAUUGUACUCCCUGCAAAACUUGCUUGAAAUUGAUGGGUAACGACUGUUCUUAUCCAUACUCGUGCUGAUGAUGCGCUGUUCAAGACUAUGUUUGGAUGAUAGAUUUCAUGAGGGAUUUGUGUAAUGGAAAAAUGAAAAGUUUUCUACAAUUAUUUCAUCACAGAUUUCUCUUGUCAGCUUCA